UCAGCUUGGGAGAGUAUGUGUUUUGCUUUUGGAAGGAAAGGACUCUUAACAGUAAAAACUAGAUUUAUCUGUAGGAGUGCCCGCAGCUUUAGGCACUGACAGCACAGAGCUUGCAUGUUGAGCCAGAGGAGUGGAGCAGUGCUCAGCCAUUAGCAUAAGGGAUUGCUUCCUAUUUUGUUUUCACUUUGUUCUGUAGUUUAGCAUUGCUCACUUCUGGGAAUUUGUCUUUCAGGUUCUUCUUGCACGGCAUAAGGCAGAAGAGCAGUUUUAUGCAGUUAAAGUCCUACAGAAAAAAGCAAUCCUGAAGAAGAAGGAGGAAAAGCACAUCAUGUCAGAGCGCAAUGUCCUGCUGAAAAACGUCAAACACCCCUUCCUGGUUGGACUUCACUUCUCCUUCCAAACUGCGGACAAACUGUAUUUUGUCCUGGACUACAUCAAUGGCGGAGAGUUGUUCUACCAUCUCCAGAGGGAGCGUUGCUUCCUGGAACCAAGGGCCCGAUUUUAUGCUGCUGAAAUUGCCAGUGCGCUGGGCUACCUGCACUCCCUGAACAUUGUCUAUCGUGACUUGAAGCCAGAGAAUAUUCUGCUUGAUUCCCAGGGGCACAUUGUCUUGACUGACUUUGGACUGUGCAAGGAAAACAUAGAGCACAAUGGCACAACUUCCACCUUCUGCGGCACACCCGAGUAUCUUGCUCCUGAAGUUCUUCACAAGCAGCCCUAUGACAGGACUGUGGACUGGUGGUGCCUUGGGGCAGUCUUGUAUGAGAUGCUUUAUGGCCUGCCGCCUUUCUACAGCAGGAACACAGCAGAAAUGUAUGAUAACAUCUUGAACAAACCUUUGCAGCUGAAGCCAAAUAUUACCAACUCUGCUAGACAUCUCCUGGAAGGCCUUCUGCAGAAGGACAGAACAAAGAGGCUUGGCGCCAAGGAGGACUUUACAGAGAUUAAGAAUCACAUCUUCUUCUCCCCAAUUAACUGGGAUGAUCUCAUUAAUAAGAAGAUUACUCCCCCUUUUAACCCAAAUGUGGUACGUAUCACUUCUUACACAUUCUAUAAUUAGGAAGUGUCUUCCCACAUCUUCGUGGGGUGCCCAGAAGCUAGAGGAAACUGGCCACGUGUAGAUGUGUUUGUGCAACACAGCUUUCCAUGUGGCUGUCCAGACGAGAUUAAAAAGAAGCAGUAGCUGACUUUUUGCUGAUGGAUUGUCUACAUUUAGAUGCGUGUGGGGGUUGUGGUUUUUUUUUUUUUUUUUUGGCCUCUGACAAAUACUUCAUUUGCAUGGCUAUUUUAAAAUAAUCCCCACCAUCCCCAUGUUACCAAAGGGGAAGGUGAGGUGCAGAAAGUUGGUAGCUUCCCAUGCACAGUUACAUUUGGCUUGUCAGAUAGUAACUAAGAGUAGGUACCUGGCUGUGGAGGUUGUACUCUUUUACUGUUUGAG
Messenger RNA from Numida meleagris (helmeted guineafowl), 1438 nucleotides. RefSeq names its product serine/threonine-protein kinase Sgk1. Gene Ontology annotation, biological process: protein phosphorylation. The transcript is spliced from 7 exons. Bases 329 to 1060 code for a protein of 243 amino acids. The record is from RefSeq and is a predicted model, not a curated record. Gene Ontology annotation, molecular function: ATP binding; protein serine/threonine kinase activity. NCBI's taxonomy places the organism in Eukaryota, Metazoa, Chordata, Aves, Galliformes, Numididae.